Ruditapes philippinarum (Manila clam) is the source of this 1183-nucleotide messenger RNA. RefSeq lists its product as uncharacterized. Lineage: Eukaryota; Metazoa; Mollusca; Bivalvia; Venerida; Veneridae. The transcript has 5 exons. The record is from RefSeq and is a predicted model, not a curated record. The coding region runs from base 94 to 1146 and encodes 350 amino acids.
GACAGACGCAUUUGUAAGUGUUUUAUAAAUGCUCCAGGGUACGAGCAGAAACAAUCUGCUAGUGAAACUGAUUGCACUGGGUUAUUACAUCUAAUGAUAAAUAACCAGUAUUUUCAUAGCCACAUUGCAUGCAAUGUCACAGGAACAAACAACCUUUUUUCAAAGGUACGUCAGUAUAGAAAUAAUAUUUUCCACUCAAGCAGCAUGGAAUUAGAAGAAAGUGAGGCCAAUUCAUAUAUUGACGAUAUGAUAGCAGUUUUACAAGAUGGUAAAGAGCUAUUACAACAACCAGAUGCCCAGAUAGCAGUGAAUAAACUUCAAGAUCUGAAGAAGAAGGACUUCAUUGUUACUACUGAAGGUUUUGAAGAUAUUCUGGGGCAAAUCAAGGACGAAAUGUCAAAAGUUUUGAAAUCAACGGAAAAUGCUGCUACUAAAGAAGAAUAUGAGGACCUGAAAAGUAAACUCUCAGAGGGAAAAGUUGAGACUGAAAAACUUGAAAACAAACUUGCAAAUCUGGAGAAACAGAUUUCUGAAGAAAAGAAAGGACAACUAGAGGCUGAGAAAGAACAUGCAGAUUUAAAAAAGAAAUUUACUAUUCUUGAGACAAUAAUGGAAGAGCAAAAACAGGAGAUAAAAAGACUCAAGGAAGAAGAUUCUCCUCAACAAAAACAGUUAGAAUUUCAAAAGGCUAAAUCAGGUUGUUGUAGUCAAUUGAUAGAACAUUAUCGCAGUGACGUACUUAAAGUAUCAGCAAUACCUUUACAACCAGAUGAGGAAAAUUAUAGCUUCAGUGAUAUUUAUAUAAAACCCACUAUAACAAGCAAGAUAGAAAAGAGCAGAGGGGAGUCUGAGGAAAAAGAAAUAAAGACCAUGUCAGAGAUUUUCACAAAGAACGGGGAACCACAGAAAUUUAUUUAUGUUGUUGGAGAUGCAGGGUCUGGUAAGAGUAGUUUCUGUAAAUAUUUGAUCAACUGUUGGUGUAUGGCACACAGUGAUGGACACAAUGAAGAUGAUGAGUUUGAAGGAGUCAAGGAAAUGAAGAAAUUUGAUUUCAUGUUUUAUAUUUCUCUUAGACAUAACAUAAAGAUCCGAAGUAUCCAAGAAAUGCUUGAAAUGCGAUAUGAUAAGAUAAAAAAAUUUAAGUAAACUUCUGGAAAAUGAUUCUGAAAAGAUAAUUAUUUUG